AUGGCUUUCAUGAAUACCACCUCCAGCAUUGCUAUGGCCCUUGCUGGCAAGACGGCCUCUGUCGAUAUUCCCAAGCCGCGCUCCGGUUUUACCCCGGGCGGUCGUGACUUCGCUCGUCCGGGGCAUCCUGCCAUGUUGCCUACUCCGCCCAACUCCAUUUCCCCCACUUUGCCUCCGCAGGGCUUCAGACGCCAGGGCGCUAAUCACCCUGGAUACUCCCCGCUGAGCUCCUCGCAUGUGGAGUCCGAUGUUGACCUCGGAGAUGCCGCCGAUCAUACGAACAACUCGCAUGAAGCCCGUCCGUCGGCUCAGGACCUGGACAGCACUGGGGCUAUCACGCCGGGAAUGUUGGCCAAAUGCCAUCUCCCGGAGAUCAUGCUGCAGCAUGGCCCUUUGGCUAUUCGCCAUUUGAUGGGUUAUUUGACUACUAGCGUCCCUGGAUUCUCAGGCAUCCCGCCUGCCAAAGCACGCAGGCUGGUGGUCGCUGCGCUGGAAGGCCGAGGGAGCGAAGACAAGAAUGGUGGCCGUGAUGGUGAUGUUAUCUUCGAGAAGGUUGGCUGGGGACGCUGGGAUGCUCGCCGUCGUGGUGAGCCUUUGCGGGAUGCACAACACCUCAACGUGUCGCCACCCUCCAGUAUCUCCAACUCUUUCCCGCAACGGGGCAUGCAGAUCCCUACAAAGCGGGGAAGCAUUCAGCCCUAUGGCAGUAGCGUUACUGGCGACUCCGCUGUCUUCUCCUACUCGGAGAUGGACUACGGUGGACAUGAUAUCAGCAUGCUGGAACAUGAGGCUGACAAGAUGUCACUCGACGGAAACGAGCGCGAGUACUGCUCGUCGUCUGAGGCCCCGGACGACGAGAUGCAGGACGAAGACUGGGGCGAAGAAGACAUCACAGACGAGGAAGACUGGGCACAGAUAGGUGCUGAUGCGCUUCGCGCACGAUCAUUGAACGCCUCGGGAGGCUUCGUGAAUGGAACACAUAAUUCGCCACAGCUGCGCGGCGGAGGACCUGCUGCGUCGUCGCUGGCGAAGUCGGCACCGCGCAGAUUACCGGUUCAACAACACGGCUUCACCCUCCCGGAGGGUGUCAUGGGUGACCGGGAAGAGCGUGCCGCAGUUGAAGCCCUUCUCCGACUCGGAUCAAUGUAA
Messenger RNA from Aspergillus niger, 1149 nucleotides. RefSeq lists its product as uncharacterized. Gene Ontology annotation, biological process: positive regulation of transcription from RNA polymerase II promoter by glucose. Gene Ontology annotation, cellular component: nucleus. The record is from RefSeq and is a predicted model, not a curated record. Lineage: Eukaryota; Fungi; Ascomycota; Eurotiomycetes; Eurotiales; Aspergillaceae. Gene Ontology annotation, molecular function: sequence-specific DNA binding. The transcript has a single exon. The coding region runs from base 1 to 1149 and encodes 382 amino acids.